GUGCAGUCACAUAUACCCGCCAUUUCAAAGUUUUUGAUUGCACCCUGCCGCCGCCAGCGGUGAUGGCUGCAUAGGGGCUGUGAUGGCAUUUGACUUCUUCUAGAGCUGAUUGAUCACGCACUGGGGUUAACCUUGCCGUAUCUUGGCGGGGCAGAACCCGUGUUUCGUGUGUUUGCAGCCAUGGCGGUGUCAAAUUAUCCCAUGUGCUUUUAUAUGGCUAUAGCCUUCAUUCUUUUCAUCUAAUCUGAUUAGUUCCAACUUACCAUAUAAAAUUAGGGUUUUUCUUGGCGGAACAAAACUCCGAAGGGGCCUGCAUUUGGUGUGUUUGCAGCCAUGGUUAUCCCACAUAUGUGACUCCAUUGGGCUCUAGCCUCUUCUUCCACAAUUUUCCGCCCUUCCACAGUGAGCCAUGGCGGUGUCAGAUUAUCCCCCAUAUGUGCCUCCAUUUGGCUCUAGCAUCUUCUUUGACAAUUCAUCAUUUUUCCACAGGUAUUUUUUUCUACUCUCCAAUACGACACCUUCAGUGUUCUUUGCUUCAGCUUGUACCCUUGUGAAAUAUUUUCGUGCAGAGAUUAGGGCUUUUCUAGAACACACUGAGGAGAUUAUGAGUUUUAGUGGGUGGUUGCUCCCCUUCUGUGUUGUUCAUUUCAGCCUAUGAUAUAUUCAACAACCCAAAAGACCAACAAAAUGAUGAGCUUUCUUAUUCUGUUUUUUCCCUACGAUUACAUUGCAUUUAUGCAAUAAUGUUAUUUUGAGGUG
This is a messenger RNA of Cuscuta campestris, 759 nucleotides long. NCBI's taxonomy places the organism in Eukaryota, Viridiplantae, Streptophyta, Magnoliopsida, Solanales, Convolvulaceae. The record is from the annotation of a GenBank genome assembly.